Molecule: messenger RNA, 4046 nt
Organism: Coregonus clupeaformis (lake whitefish)
Lineage: Eukaryota; Metazoa; Chordata; Actinopteri; Salmoniformes; Salmonidae
Product: dynamin-like 120 kDa protein, mitochondrial
Exons: 29
Coding region: 176-3124 (982 amino acids)
Biological process (GO): mitochondrial fusion
Cellular component (GO): mitochondrial membrane; cytoplasm; microtubule
Molecular function (GO): GTPase activity; microtubule binding; GTP binding
Source: RefSeq, a predicted model, not a curated record
UGCUGAUUUGGAGGUUGGACUCGUUUCCAGCAAGUAGACCUGUCAUUCCGAUUUCUUGCUGUGUCCUUUUACCGAGCAAGCUAACCAAUGUGCACCGUCUGGAAAUAUGAUAUGAAUUGUGCCUAAGCGCGAAUUUAUAACACAUUUUCAUUUACCCCUUGUUGGUAAUAGCAUUAUGUUACGAGUUGGAAGCGCAGUGGCCUGCAUGGCCUGCAGAAACCUGGUCUCCCCCAACAUGGGGGUGAGGUUCAGGAUGCCCUUACAGAAGCUGCACCCUCUGUCUCGUGCCAUCCACCACCGGUACAACGCCAGUGCCAAUCCCCCGCACCGCUCGGCAGCCCGCCACUUCACCUCCAUGUCCCGGCUGCCCAUGCAGCCCCCCAAGCCUCCCCCGGGCAGCCAUGGCGGCUGGCGCUACCAGCAGCACCGCAACUUCUGGAUGCUCCGCCUGGCCUCCAGGCUGCUCAAGCUCCGGUACAUUGUGCUGGGCUCAGCAGUGGGAGGCGGGUACACUGCUAAAAAGACCUAUGAGGAAUGGAAGGAUAUGCUGCCUGAUAUGAGUGAAUACAAUUGGGUAAUACCUGAUUUCUUCUGGGAGCUGAGUAAACACAUUGACCUAGAUAAACUAACCAAAGUGCUGCCUGAGUUAGAGGAGAUUGCCAAGCUGCUACCCGAGUUACCUGACUUCGAUAAGAUAGGAGAGAACGUCACCUUCCUCAAAAGCAUUCUCUUCACCGGUGUUGGUAGUAAAGGAGCUUCUGGUCAGAGUCUGUUGUUAGAAGCCCCUGGGGACACUCCAGUGAAAUCUGCCACAGAGGCCCCAGUCACGUCCACACCAGAGGCCAGCGGCAAGCAGUUUAAGAAGUCUUCAGACAAGGAGAAGGUGGACCAGCUUCAAGAGGAACUGCUCCGAACUCAGAUGAAGUACCAGCGCAUGCUGGAGAGACUGGAGAAGGAGAACAAGGAACUGAGGAAAGUGGUGCUGCAGAAAGAUGAGAAGGGCAUCCACCAGAGGAAGGUCAAGAAGUCUCUGAUUGACAUGUACUCUGAGGUCCUGGACAUCCUCUCAGACUUCGACUCGAACUACAACACCCAGGACCAUCUACCCAGGGUGGUGGUGGUGGGAGACCAGAGUGCAGGGAAGACCAGUGUGUUGGAGAUGAUCGCCCAGGCUAGGAUCUUCCCCCGGGGCUCUGGGGAAAUGAUGACCCGCUCUCCUGUCAAGGUGACGCUGAGCGAGGGACCUCACCAUGUGGCCAUGUUCAAGGACAGCAGUCGAGAGUUUGACCUGGGAAAAGAGGAGGACCUGGCUGCCCUGAGACAUGAGAUCGAGCUGAGGAUGAGGAAGAGUGUCAAGGAGGGACAGUCAGUCAGCCCUGAAACGAUCUCUCUGAGUGUCAAAGGACCAGGCAUCCAGAGGAUGGUACUAGUGGACCUACCAGGAGUCAUCAGUACUGUGACUGCAGGCAUGGCAGCAGACACCAAGGAGACAAUCUUCAGCAUCAGUAAGAACUACAUGCAGAACCCCAACGCCAUCAUCCUCUGUAUCCAGGAUGGGUCAGUGGAUGCAGAGCGCAGCAUCGUCACAGACCUGGUCAGUCAGAUGGACCCACAGGGGAAGAGGACCAUCUUUGUCCUGACCAAAGUAGACCUAGCAGAGAAGAACCUGGCCAGCCCUAACCGGAUUCAACAGAUUGUUGAAGGAAAGCUGUUCCCUAUGAAGGCCUUGGGCUACUUUGCUGUGGUGACCGGGAAAGGCAGUGCCGGGGAAAGCAUUGACUCCAUCAAAGACUACGAAGAGGACUUCUUCCAGAACUCUAGACUACUCAGAGACGGCAUGCUGAAGGCCCACCAGGUGACUACCAAGAACCUGAGUCUGGCUGUGUCCGACUGCUUCUGGAAGAUGGUCAGGGAGUCAGUGGAACAGCAGGCGGACGCCUUCAAAGCGUCCCGCUUCAACCUGGAAACUGAGUGGAAGAACAACUACCCCCGUCUGAGAGAGCUGGACAGGAAUGAACUCUUCGAAAAAGCCAAGAACGAAAUCUUGGACGAAGUCAUUAGCUUGAGUCAAGUGACACCGAAACACUGGGAGGCCAUCCUGCAGAAGAAGCUGUGGGAGCGUGUGUCCACCCACGUCAUCGAGAACAUCUACCUGCCUGCAGCCCAGACCAUGAACUCUGGUACCUUCAACACCACCGUGGACAUCAAGCUCAAACAGUGGACGGACAAGCAACUGCCUCACAAAGCAUUAGAGGUUGCCUGGGAGACUCUGCAGGAGGAGUUUGCCCGCUUCAUGGCUGAGUACAGAGGGAAGGACCAGGACGACAUAUUUGACAAGCUGAAGGAGGCGGUGAAGGACGAGAGCAUCAAGAGGCACAAGUGGAACGAGACAGCCAUGGACAGCCUGAGGGUGAUCCAGCACAAUACUCUGGAGGACCGCUCCAUCACAGACAAGCCCCAGUGGGACGCAGCCAUCCAGUUCAUGGAGGAGACCCUGCAGGCACGCCUCAAAGACACUGACUCUGUGAUAAAUGACAUGGCGGGUCCUGACUGGAAACAGCGCUGGAUGAGCUGGACGAACCGCUCGCCCGAACAGCACAUCCGCAACGAAACCAAAAAGGAGCUGGAGCGCCUGCUGAAACUACAUGAGGACCACACAGCCUACCUGGCCAAUGACGAGGUCACCACCGUCCGCAAGAACCUGGAGGGCCGAGGGGUAGAUGUAGAGCCUGUCCUGAUUAAGGACACGUGGCACCAGCUGUACCGACGUCACUUCCUGCAGAAGGCCCUGCAGCACUGUAACAUGUGUAGACGAGGCUUCUACUACUACCAGAGACACUUUGUUGACUCGGAGCUGGAGUGCAAUGAUGUAGUCCUGUUCUGGAGGAUUCAGAGGAUGCUGCUCAUCACAGCCAACACGCUCCGACAGCAGCUCAUCAACACAGAGGUACGGCGCCUGGAGAAGAACGUGAAGGAAGUGCUGGAGGACUUUGGCGAGGACAACGAGAGGAAGGUCCACCUUAUCACCGGACGCAGAGUACAGCUGGCAGAAGACCUUAAGAAGGUCCGUGAGAUUCAGGAGAAACUUGAAGCCUUCAUAGAAGCUCUACACAAGGAGAAGUAGAGCACCAGAAACUAUUGGAAGCAAACCUGCGGAUCACAGAAGCAAUGCACUGAUCAAAGGAAACUAAUUCCCCCCUCUGUAAAUGACUGAACACCCAGUGGAGUUUGUCGGACGGAGCCCUUAACACUGAGUCGGGUCAGGUUAACAGUGUGGCUGAGCAGAUAGUCCUUCCUCAGCUCAGAGUGGGCCCCAUGUUUUAAAGGCCCACAGUGUGUUCACCAGACGUGUCGUCCUCACACAGGAAUCCAACAACUGUCUCCUGCCUUUUUGCUCGGCUUUUCGCUUUAUCGGCACGGAAGACGAAGGGGGGGGACAAGAUUGAAGUUACACACCUCGUGACCGAUCCACCUCAUGUCGUCUCUCUCUCUCUCUCUCUCUCUCUCUCUCUCUCUCUCUCUCUCUCUCUCUCUCUCUCUCAUUGCUCCCUCGUUUCUAAUAAAUGAGGAGGUUGUAAAGGUUUUCUCUCUCGCUGCCAACUUCCUUUCCUUUGUUUGGGAAUGUGUUUCAUCGGCUUGAGCACCUGUCAGAAGUUGUGUCCCAAAUUGCACUGGUCGAAAGUAGUGCACUAUACAGGGAGUAGGAUGCCAUUUGGGAUGCAAGCAGCAUGUCUGAUGGGGUCAGUCAGUGUGAGUCUGUUACAGACAGGUGUUGGGUGUGUGCAUGGAAGGGUGAUGGGAAUUGGGACUUAUGCAUCUCUCUCUGUGCCGCUGGCAUCCACCCUCCUCUCUGUAGAUUGACUAGCUGUAAAGGAAAGAACCAUUCAGCCAGAACCAAGAACCAUUCAGCCAGAAAGAAAGGGUUCAGCCACAAAGAAAGGGUUCAGCCACAAAGAAAGGGUUCAGCCACAAAGAAAGGGUUCAGCCAGAAAGAAAGGGUUCAGCCACAAAGAAAGGGUUCAGCCACAAAGAAAGGGUUCAGCCAG